UUUUACUCCAAAUUCAGAAACCCCGAACCUGAGGUCAAGUGUGCUGGCGUUACUGUGAUUAGAAGUUUAAGACCCUUUUUGAAAUGUCGACCCAGAAAUCGAAGGGAGCUCCGGCCGCUCCGGUAGAGCUCGACAGCAGCGACGACGAGAACGCCGCCGCGACGCCGAACAUCACGAAGAAAAUCCCGCCGGCGGCGGCCGUCGGGCAGCAAACCCUAACCUCCCGUAGCUUCUGGAAAGCCGGCGACUAUGUUGUGGGCCCCUCCAAGCGGCCGUCUCUGGCGAAAGGGCAAUUGGAACACGCGCGAGUCCAUCCCAAGUUUCUUCAUUCCAAUGCUACUUCGCAUAAGUGGGCUUUUGGAGCCAUUGCUGAGCUGUUGGACAAUGGUGUUGAUGAGAUACAAAAUGGGGCAACUUUUGUCAGUGUGGAUAAGAUUGAUCUCAAGAAAGACAACUCUCCGGCAUUACUUUUCCGAGAUGAUGGGGGUGGGAUGAAUCCGGAAGGUCUCCGCAAAUGCAUGAGCUUGGGUUAUUCUACAAAGAAGUCAAACACAACUAUCGGGCAAUAUGGUAAUGGAUUCAAGACAAGUACUAUGAGACUAGGUGCUGAUGCCAUCGUUUUCAGUCGUGCAACUCGUGGAAGCAAAGCUACCCAGAGUAUUGGACUUUUAUCUUAUACGUUCCUACGGAGAACUGGGCAGGAUGAUGUUAUUGUUCCAAUGAUUGAUUUUGACAUCUCUGGAAAUUGGGUUCAACCAAUAAUUUAUAGCUCACAGGAUGACUGGUCUUCUAAUUUGAAAACAAUCCUUGAAUGGUCGCCCUUUGGAUCAAAGGAAGAUCUCUUGCAACAGUUUGAGGACAUUGGAGCUCAUGGAACAAAAAUAAUCGUAUACAACUUGUGGCUAAAUGAUGAAGGCGUAUAUGAAUUGAGUUUUGAUGAUGAUGAUGAGGAUAUACGGUUGAGAGAUGAAGCUAACCAUGGGAAUUUGACCAAGUUAAACAAAAAAACAGUUGACCUACAAAACCAUGUGUCAUAUCGUCUCCGCUAUUCAUUGAGGGCAUAUGCUUCCAUUCUGUACCUCAGAAAAUUCACAAACUUCCAAGUCAUUAUAAGGGGGAAAUCUGUACAGCAAUAUGAUAUUCAAGAUGACUUGAUACAUGUAAAAGUGAUAACAUAUAGGCCUCAGCUAGCUACCAUGUCAAAAGAGGUUUCAGUGGAAACAGCCAUUGGAUUCACAAAAGAGGCACCUGAUCUUGCAGUUAGUGGAUUCAAUGUGUACCAUAAAAAUCGCCUCAUCAGGCCCUUCUGGAAGGUCACCGCUGAUGGUUCAUCGAAGGGGAAUGGUGUUAUUGGAAUUCUUGAAGCAAACUUUAUAGAGCCAGCACAUGAUAAGCAGGACUUUGAGAGAUCGUCAUUGUUUAUCCGUCUCGAAACUAGGCUGAAACAAAUGGUAAUGGAUUAUUGGAAAUGCCAUUGUCACUUUGUGGGCUAUCAACCUCUUAUUCCUAGUGAGCUUAAGCUGCACAGGGAACGUGCUGUUAAAUCUUCUGGGGGACCAACACCUAUUGAUGUCGAUACGAGUGAUGAUGGGCAGCAUAGUCCACAAGAAGUAGUGAUGUCUGAUGGCAAUACAGAGGGCAUGUCAGUUGAGGAGAUAUGUGAGGAAAAUAUACAACUCUUCAUGAGGUAUGAGGAACAUGUGAAGAAGGAGGAUGAGUUGAAGCAGACGGUUAACAACCUAAAGAAGGAGCUAGAGUUUGCCAAAAGGAAGAAGGAUCAACUUGCUGCAUAUCUAGAGAUCAAGAGGAAGCAAAAGGCAACGCAGCCUGGUAGUGCCCAGACCAAUGCCUAACCGAUCAUGAUCCGAAAAUUGUUAACUGUAACUUUUUGUAACCGUAACAGAGAGUGAACCUCAUCUAACAGUUCUCAUCCUAGCGUGUAUAUAGACCAGACAGUCGCUAUUAGUAUAAUGCGAUUCCAUGCCUCGUCUUCCAUCC
Rosa rugosa (rugosa rose) is the source of this 1998-nucleotide messenger RNA. Its product is annotated as protein MICRORCHIDIA 2-like. Bases 84 to 1853 code for a protein of 589 amino acids. The record is from RefSeq and is a predicted model, not a curated record. Gene Ontology annotation, cellular component: nucleus. Gene Ontology annotation, molecular function: ATP hydrolysis activity. Lineage: Eukaryota; Viridiplantae; Streptophyta; Magnoliopsida; Rosales; Rosaceae. The transcript is spliced from 17 exons.